Messenger RNA from Protomyces lactucae-debilis, 1295 nucleotides. Its product is annotated as mediator of RNA polymerase II transcription complex subunit 8-domain-containing protein. Gene Ontology annotation, cellular component: core mediator complex; mediator complex. Gene Ontology annotation, biological process: regulation of transcription by RNA polymerase II. Lineage: Eukaryota; Fungi; Ascomycota; Taphrinomycetes; Taphrinales; Protomycetaceae. The coding region runs from base 205 to 879 and encodes 224 amino acids. The record is from RefSeq and is a predicted model, not a curated record. Gene Ontology annotation, molecular function: transcription coregulator activity; RNA polymerase II cis-regulatory region sequence-specific DNA binding. The transcript has a single exon.
UUCCUUAUGAAGAGCCACAAAAUUCAGCAAAUCGCACGAUCAGAACAGACAGCAGCAGCAACAGCAUGGACUGGAUGCUUGUGGAAGCUAAUUAGAUGCAUGACUGCUGAGAUAGCCUGCCGGGCUCAUCCGUCCCUGCUGUCUCCAUCUGUCUCUUUGUAAAAGGCUUGCUUUUCUGCUACUUAGAGCACAGCAGCACCUCCAAUGCAGGCUGCUUCUACGCAAGAGUCCAAUGCUCCAGCGCUACUACCAGUGCCACCCUCCUUAGAAGUCCUACGCUCGCGUAUACAGCAAAUCACAGCUUCCCUACAAACGCUUCACAUGCGCAUUGCACAAAGCGAUCCACAUGCUCUGCCUCCGUGGCCACAAGUCCAAUCUGCUUUGACUGUUCUCCUGACGCAACUCUCGAGUGCCUUACAAACACUACAUGCGAGCAGAGCUGGUCAAGAUGCAAUUCGCGCCAUCUCUGUUUUCCCCGGUCGGACAUUUCCCGUUGCACAGCAAGAAGGCUUGUUGCAGACACUGCUCAGGACCAAACCUCUGCCAAGUGCAGAAGCGUAUGUACAACUAGCACAAGAGCACGGCAUAUCGAUCCAAGCUGAGCAUAAAAUCACGCAGCCCCAGCUUGUGUCCUUUGCGAGGGAAGGUGAAGAUGUACCAGAUUACCUCAAAGAUGAAGCAAUCCCCGCGGAUGCAUGGUUUACGCUACAGCGAGCAAAGCGGAGCUGGACGGGAUUCUAUACACAAAAGGAGCAGGAUGAAGACUUUGAGAUCGACGUGGAUGAUCUGGAUGAUAUUCGGAAGGAAAGGCGGCUGGAGCAGGAGAAGUGCGAUGCUGGCAUGAAGGCCAUGCUUUCUUUCAUGCGUCGAGGUGGAUGAACCCAUGGGCCACGAUCCCAAAAAUGCAAUGCCAAGAUGUGCUGAGGUCCUGAGAAAAGUGGCCAGCUCAGUGAGCUGCACAAGCCCGCACUUACAAAGUUGAAUGUUUGCUUUAGUUUCACUUGGAUUUUUGGGCUCUUGUACAAGCAUGACACAAAUAUAUUGCAUAUAGGCAGUCUCUUGGACUGUACUGAACAGGCAUUAGAGUACUUUUGAGACUACGUCGAUUGCAGCCAAGACCUGGUGCGGAUCUGAUGUCACCUGCGCGCGGGAACACGGCAAGACCAAAAAGUCGUGCAACGCGAUCAAGGCCAAAACACUCCGCCAAGAACCAGCUGCUCCGCUUCCACUCUGCUCAUAGCUCCUCUUCCUCUUCUUAGCUACACCUGACUUCUUCCUCAUCCAAUGGUCGGCGC